Molecule: messenger RNA, 4125 nt
Organism: Liolophura sinensis
Lineage: Eukaryota; Metazoa; Mollusca; Polyplacophora; Chitonida; Chitonidae
Product: G patch domain-containing protein 2-like
Exons: 7
Coding region: 89-1576 (495 amino acids)
Molecular function (GO): nucleic acid binding
Source: RefSeq, a predicted model, not a curated record
CAACGAUCGCGUAUUUGAGGAAAGAUCAAGUUGAUUUUUCAGGGGAUUUUCUAUUUUGAAAUGUGUCAGAUUCAGAAAAUCGAGCCUCAUGGAGAAUACAAUUGUAACAGAGUUUGAAAAGUUGCGUAUGCUUGCUAAGUGCAGCUUUAUGAAGAUGGAUGAGUUAGUUCAGGACCUGACGAAUGCUUUAGAAGAAAGCUCCAAAAGCCAACGUGGUAAUAGUAGUGACAGCCUGACGACAGGUGUCCUACUGCGUCGUCACAACAAGAAGAGGCGAGGCAAGAAGCGACGCUCCAAUCCAACACUGCUGUGGGAGUUUGGGAACUUCAGUGAGGCAUCUCAGAGUAGUGUUGACGAAAUAGCACUGAAGGAUUACAUGGAGAAUGUGACAAGACAGAGCGAUUCAGAUGACCUGGUCAUUACUCGACAGAUUGCACAAAUCACGCUGCCCCUUACAAACUCUCAUAUCCCUCAGGUCGAGUCUGACUCUGUGACAGAAAAUUUCUCACCGAUCAGGGCUGAACGUAGGAGAAGGAAGUUCAAGAGUAUGGCCAUAGAUCCAGAGACAGACACCAAUGGACCAAUGGACGGAUACAGUAUAAAACCCAGACAAAAACGCGUGCGGGCCAAAAACCGUCCUCUUAACGAAAACACCCAGAGUAACUACACCAACCUGGAGGAAGCUGACAUUGAUAAUCAUUCCUGUUCCUCUCUAGAACCCAGUCAAAGUGAAAAGAAUUGCAGCUGUGAAAUUGCUAUACCUGGGAAGAGAAAGCGGAGCAUCAAGCUGCGCUGUGAACUUCAUGGUUUUCAGGGGCGGUAUCCAAGUGAAUCAGAUAAAUCUGCCGGCCCUCAAACCUCAUCAGCAGAUAAAAUGGAUACAGAAUAUUAUUCGCAUGAAAGUAGCUCCCUUAGUAGCAGUGAGACUGAGAGUGACACAGGGGUGAUCACCAAUGAUGAGGCCAGAGAAGGUGAUGAUGAACAGAGUGACUUUUUCCACGAGCCUGGCCCAGCCUGUGGCAUCCCUGGGAUCAUUCCCUGGUGGGAGAGCGAGCCACCUGACCGCAGCAUGGAGACAGACCCUACCUUUGAGCAAAUUCUCUCCGGUAGCUUCCCACAUCUUAGUCCUGCCUCACAAACCAACUUCAAGGCUCGGGUCAACAGGCUCCUCGGGACACAUGGACGAGAAAUACGAGCAGCAAGAAGAAAACUGAAAGAGAGGAGGCCUGGUUACACUGUGGGUCGCUUCAUCCAGGACAGGCAGAACUGGAAGGUGAUCCAAGGCAAACACUGUAUGGCCUGGCAGUCUGCUAAUGGUACUCCUCAGCCAGGGGACAUCAAGAAGAGGAGGAAAACACCCCCAAACGGGCCCCUGAAUUCUGAUGGUUUUGUAGGUCAGGAGGCUGACCCUAUCCCUGACAGUAACAUAGGUAACCGCAUGCUGCAGAACAUGGGCUGGGUGCCGGGGACCGGCCUGGGCUCUGAUAACACAGGCAUCACCAUCCCGAUCAUCGCAUACCGACGCACACGCAGACAGGGGCUGGGUUGCGGGUCCAGACAUUCCUCAGAUUCCUGAUGCAACCAGCAUUGUAAUCUGCAGUAUUUUAACACCAUUGUCAUGCAUGUAGGAACCAAAGAUUUGGACCAACAAAUUCACGACUUUCCCUUUCUUAUUGAUGCCCUGUGGCCUGUUGGAUUGCUGGGUAAUGUGGAAUGAUGCACACGUUUUUCUUGUGCCUCUACAUUUGUGAAAUGAAGCAACAUGAAAUCAGUGUUUAAUGUAUGUGGUGUUAGUACAGAAUAAUGAAAUCUGCAAAUAUCAGGACAACUUGGGUUGAUAUAAAUACAGCGAUGUAGUUCAGUAUACCAGUAGGAGAGCUACAGUAUUAUCAAGAGUUGAUAGGUGUUUCUGAAGUCAUACCUAACUCUUUUUCAUGUUGAUAGAAAGGAACACAGUAUUUAUCUUCAGCAUGUACUAAUUCAAAACACUUCCUUUUAACAUAAUUUUUUUUGUCUUUGAGUGGUUUUAUUGAGUAGUUUAUGAAAUGUGUAAAUCAUUUUUUUACAUCAAAUAUAAAUGUUCUGUAGUCUAUUUCUGGUAUUGGUGAUUUGGUGGUGAUGAUGAUAACUGAAUUUAUUUGUUCACAUGAUGUUUGCAAUACCAUAGUUAACAUAUGUCAUGGUGUGAUAAUUGGAAAUUAUGAUAUCUACUGUUCUUCAACCUUUUCGCAUGUUGGCAAGGUAUUUAUUGAAGCAUAUUCUGAAGACAAUAUUCGCUAUAGACUGAUAAAAUUAUACCUUUUCUGAAGCCCUGAAAUAGGCCAAUCCAACCCAUGUAGUUUUGUCUCCAAGAUAAAAUGAAAAAUAUGCAUAAAUAGUACUGAAAGUUGCUCUGUCAUGUGCAGUAAGAUUGAGGAAUCAGGGUGAUCAGUGCACAGCAUGAACUGGUGUUUGAGUUACAGGUUACUGUACUUAUCCUGGCAGUGUUGUAACUUCCAGCCAUUGCCAUAAUACCAUACCUGAAUCGGUGGAAUUUUGUUUCAUUUAUUUUUUCUUCUUGUUUAUUGCUAUAUUUGUCCAGGAGCUACAGUAUUGGAUGUGUUACAUGUCUGUAUAAUGAGUGCUACCAGUAAAGAGGUCAUUAGUAUUUUAUUAGUAGUUAUGCAUCCUAAUGGAAUUAUCACUUACAUUUCACUUUUAUUGAGAUUUCCGACAUAACUUGUAUGAGUGUAUAUAAAUGUAUAUGAGCCUGUUGCUUUUCUUAGUAGUUCUAUAGUUCACAUUCAGUGUCUUACUUUAUUGAAGACAGAAAUAACUACUUACAUCAACAUCAUUUUGUUUUAUUGAGAAAGUUUCUAACCAUUUUCAAUCAUGUUUUAAGGUAGAUUUUUGAGGAGAUUAAAUUUUACUUUAUUAGGGAUUGUUCUAAAAUAAAAAUAAUGCAUGGUUUAAUUAAGGAUGUGUCAGCACCAAAACUCUCCCUAUUGUUUUAUGUACUGAAGGGCUGUACAUGUAUUUAUUGGCUGCUCAAGGCUUACAGACUUGACUUCUUUUCUUUUAGGCCUUUUUUUUUUAUUGGCGCAGUAUACCAAAAGAGCCAUCUUGUGGCAACAGUUCCUGGAGUUUUGCAGGAUAUGAAUCAAUAUAUUCUAGUGAAUUACAACAAGAGAAACAAAUAGGAAACUAAACCAAACAAAUUCUACCACAUUUAUUAUCUGGACAUAAUGUUAAAGUAUUUAUUUUACUAGUGCAAUGUCCACUAUGACAUCAUUGCCCAAUUUGCAUACGCAAUACACAUUAUUUGGAAUAUUGGGUAGUGUAAAUCCUUUGGUCCUGAGUAAUAUACGCCACAAGUGUGAAGUCCAUCAGAUGAACAAUAGUGGAUAAAAUAGAAGGACAGGUGUACAGAGAUCCGAUCUUAAACAUGUACAGGUAGUUAGAUCAGUGUUGUACUCGGUAAUGUUGGGUUUAUUGGAGGUUCGGUUUGUAGGUAUAGAAUGCUGGGCAGAGUCUGGAGGAACCUGUGUCACUCAGGACCUCAAAAACAGCUCACCCAUCGAGCACAGCGGAUAUUUGUUUUUUUUUUUUUAAUGACAUGGGUGGAUUGUUAAUGGUGGAUAGAGAAGGAUGCAUUCAACAGACUUUUUAGAGUUGGUAGAUAGAUGGAAAGUAAUUGUAGGAUUAACAUUAGAUAUAACAUAAUAGCAAGGCUUGAUCAGUUGCCGUAGGGCUGUUACAAUAUAAUAGUAACGGUAUGCAUAAUAGUGAGAUUAUGUGAAGUACAGAUGUCCCUUUUGCAUGGACUGAAUGCAUGUGAAACUUUUCAAUUUUACGACAUAUGAGAACAAAACUAUGUCAAGAAUUGUGUGUUGGUUGUACAAGUAUCUGUUGUCAUCCUACAGUUUCAAAGGAAUCUGAGUGUUCAGAUGUCAAAUGAAUAAAAACAUUUAACUGACAUGAUUUUUUUAUAUGUUGCAAUGGAAUUUUAAUUUUCCAGUUAGGUUGUCUGGUAUUUUAAAUUGCAUUUUGUCAUGUGCACGGUAUUCAAUGAGAGAAACAACUGCAUACUGUAUUUGUAUUGGUACUAAAUUACAACAUGGUGUAUUGAGUACAAUGUUGUGAAUA